AUGGAGGAACACGGACCUGGACAGGAGAGCCUAUCUCUGGGCGGCCCAGCCUCACAUCCCGAGGCCUCACAUCCCGAGGCCUCACAUCCCGAGGCCUCACAUCCCGAGGCCUCACACACACCUCCUGCCAGCGACACCUGCCCCCUGCCCAAGAUGUGGGAGGAGAAAUGGGACGCGGAGAAUGGCGUGAGCUGCCCGCCGGUCUUCUCGGCGUUGCCGUGGAACCAGUACUUUGAACAGCAGCAGGAUGUGAGCGUGGCGGAGGACGUGUUCCGUGUCUACAGGAGCGGCUCAGACGGCCCUCUGCUGGUGCUGCUGCACGGGGGGGGGUACUCCGCCCUGUCCUGGGCUCUCUGCUCGACAGCCAUCUCCAGGAGGGUGACCUGCAGAGUGCUGGCCAUGGACCUCAGAGGUCACGGUGCCUCUCAGGUGCUUCAUUCAGAUGACCUCUCCACUCAGACCAUGUCAAGGGAUGUAGCCAAUGUGGUGAAGGCGUGCUACGGCGAGGCUCCGCCCCCCAUCGUGCUGGUUGGCCACGGCGUGGGCGGGGCGAUUGCGGUGCACACGGCCAGCAGCAUGCUCCUCUCCUCCACCGUGGGGCUGGUGGCCAUAGACGUGGUGGAAGGCAGUGCUAUGGAGCUGUUGCACACCAUGCAGAACUUUCUGAAGGGACGACCCAAGUCCUUCUCAUCUGUGGACGAGGCCGUGGAGUGGACGGUGAAGAGUGGACAGAUCAGGAACCUGGAGUCAGCCAGGGUAUCAGUGGUGGGACAGGUGAAGAGGUGUGAGGUGACCGAGGGUGACCAAUCAGAACUCAGUCUUGUGAGUGAGGUGGUUGUCGAGGGCAACCAGGAAGUUCCGGAUCAGAACCAGAUCAAAGAGAAGACAGCUGCUGAGGUACCUGAAGCAGAGGCAGGAGUGUAUCGCUGGCGUAUUGACCUGUCUAAAGCAGAGAAGUACUGGGAUGGCUGGUUCAGAGGCAUCUCCAACCUGUUCCUGGGAUGCAACCUGCCCAAGCUGCUGCUACUGUCAGGUGUAAAUAGGCUGGACAGGUCCCUUACUAUAGGCCAAAUGCAAGGUAAAUUCAUGAUGCAGGUGCUGCCCCAUUGUGGCCAUGCAGUGCAUGAGGACACACCAGAAAAAGUAGCGGAUGCUCUGGCUAGUUACCUGUUGAGACACAAGUUUGCUGAGGCAAGGGGAGUCACCAAGAGGUGAAAGACACAUGGACAGAAACCAGGCUAACAUGUUCACAGGCUAACAUGCUAUCAUGGUAACAUUCUAUUGUACUGACAAGCUAAUACGCUAUUGUACAGACAAGUUAUCAUACUUAAAAGCUGGCUUUCAUACUGACGAGCUAACAAGCUAAUCCUCCUCUUCUCACCCCCGUUUGGUCCAGUGCCUCCUAUCCCUUUACACGAUGAACGCCCCCGUUUCAUCACCUCCACCACCUGCCUCUCCAACCUCCACCACCUCCUCAGCCUCCUCCACCUCUCUCCAGC
Hypomesus transpacificus is the source of this 1499-nucleotide messenger RNA. Its product is annotated as protein phosphatase methylesterase 1-like. Gene Ontology annotation, molecular function: protein methylesterase activity. The record is from RefSeq and is a predicted model, not a curated record. Gene Ontology annotation, biological process: protein demethylation. Lineage: Eukaryota; Metazoa; Chordata; Actinopteri; Osmeriformes; Osmeridae. The transcript has 12 exons. The coding region runs from base 1 to 1215 and encodes 404 amino acids.